GACGAAGAUUUUAAGUUUGAACUAUGUGCAUCCAUAAAACAUGAGAGAGAGAAGAUGCAGAGGAUGGAACAAGGGAUGAGUAAGACUGUGGAUUUGUCCGCCUUGCCGGAGAGCUGCAUCUCCAACAUCCUUUCCUUCACAUCUCCCAGGGAUGCUUGCCGAUCGGCGGCGGUCUCGUCGGUCUUCCGAUCGGCGGCGGAGUCUAACACCGUGUGGGAUAGGUUUCUUCCAUCGGAUUAUCAAGAGAUCCUCUCCAGAGCAAUCUCUCCUCCGCCUGCGAGUAUUUUGUCAUCUAAGAAAGCUUUCUACUUCCAUCUCUGCGAUCAUCCCCUUCUCAUUGACGACGGAAAGAAGAGCUUUCGACUUGACAGAUGCAGUGGGAAGAAAUGUUUUAUGCUAGGAGCUAGAGAGCUUUCUAUUAUAUGGGGUGAUACUCCCGAGUACUGGAGCUGGGAUUCCUACCCUGAGUCCAGGUUCCAAGAGGUGGCUGAGCUCUUAAAUGUGUGCUGGCUCGAAAUCCGUGGCAAGGUGGAGACGAGAGUUCUGUCCCCAAGAACAACUUAUGCAGCUUACCUUGUGUUCAAGUUGGCGGAGGAGCGACAAGGGCUUGGCCUUGUUCCGGCGGAGGUGUUCGUGAGCUUUAUCGGUGAUGGGGUUGGAGAAGUAGAGAACCACAAUGUGUAUCUGGAUGAGUACUGGCCAUCGUACGACCCUUGGUACCCCUUUCUGUCACCCACGGUGCUACCACCGCCGGCAUCGCUGCGACAGCCAGAAGGCCAGUCCCCGCGAGAGCGAGAAGAUGGGUGGAUGGAGAUAGAGAUGGGUGAGUUCUUUAACGAUCAGGGAGAUGAUGGGGAGGUGCAGAUGUGUCUCAUGGAGGUGAAAGGUGGUCACUGGAAAUCUGGGCUCAUCGUUGAAGGAAUUGAGCUCAGGCCUAAACAGAGUAACUGAGCAUAACUUCUUCCUCUCUGCUAUUUUCUUCUUAAAUGCAUGGAUCAAUAUAAACAUCUGUACGUAGCUUAUUUGUACCGGCUAUUCCUUCCUGAUACAUUUAUGUCCUUCGGCUUAGAAGGUUCAGACCUGGAAAAUGUAGUUGUUGAGUGAUGGAAAUGAUUUCAAUAAGAAAAUAAAUUACAUAAGCAAUGUACAAUGUCA
Nelumbo nucifera (sacred lotus) is the source of this 1155-nucleotide messenger RNA. RefSeq names its product putative F-box protein PP2-B12. Gene Ontology annotation, molecular function: protein binding. The record is from RefSeq and is a predicted model, not a curated record. Lineage: Eukaryota; Viridiplantae; Streptophyta; Magnoliopsida; Proteales; Nelumbonaceae.